Sipha flava (yellow sugarcane aphid) is the source of this 543-nucleotide messenger RNA. It is a transcript of the gene l(2)37Cg, whose product is annotated as probable DNA-directed RNA polymerases I and III subunit RPAC2. The transcript is spliced from 3 exons. The record is from RefSeq and is a predicted model, not a curated record. Gene Ontology annotation, molecular function: protein dimerization activity; DNA-directed RNA polymerase activity. Gene Ontology annotation, biological process: DNA-templated transcription. The coding region runs from base 184 to 501 and encodes 105 amino acids. Gene Ontology annotation, cellular component: RNA polymerase III complex; RNA polymerase I complex. Lineage: Eukaryota; Metazoa; Arthropoda; Insecta; Hemiptera; Aphididae.
AACUGACCAAUCUGAAUAUCAUACAUAAUUCCUUUGAUAACGAAUAAUGUGUUUAACAUGUUGUAGCUGAAAUUUAAGCACUUUUUGUCGAUCGUGUUGUCAAAUCGUCUACACAAAUAUUUAAUAACAUUACUAUAAAAUUGUAUGAUUAAUUUUUAUCAUUGUAGUGUUUAAUUUGAUUUCAUGGCUGAAUUGCAAGAUGAUGAAGACAUAGGACCUUCUGAAUUAGAUAGAACAUUUAUUUUUGAAGAUGAAGGACAUACACUAGGUUCAUUAAUAACUUAUGUUUUAGAAAGUUUUCCAGAAACGGAUUUUUGUGCUUAUUCCAUUAGACAUCCAUCAGAAAAUAAAAUGUAUUUAAGAUUAAAAGUUAAAGAGGGAAAUACUGUUGAAGAUGUCUUUAAACAUGGUAUUCAAGAACUUAAUAAAAUGUUAAAUCAUGUUAAAAAAACAUUUAAAAAAUCCAUUUCUGCAUAUGAAGAAAAUACAUCAACUGCAUAAAAAUUAUUAAUUAUAUUAAAAUAAAUUAAAAUCAUGUGAAAA